Funneliformis mosseae is the source of this 420-nucleotide messenger RNA. The record is from the annotation of a GenBank genome assembly. NCBI's taxonomy places the organism in Eukaryota, Fungi, Glomeromycota, Glomeromycetes, Glomerales, Glomeraceae.
AUGGACAAUAAUUCAUCAAGUAAUGCUUUAGAAGAGGAAAGACAUAGAAUGAAUAUCGCAUAUGAAGCUCAUAAACGGGAAACUGAACUCCGUAGUCGGGAAUUGCAGAUUAAUUAUGAAUUACAAAUUCGGAAAGCUGAUACGGAACAUCAACAUAAGAUUGCUGAAUUGAUAACACUAAUGAAACUAACAAAAUUACAAACUGGGAAAGAACUUCUUCUCUCCUAUAUGGAGACAAUGAAUUUAAUCAUCCAACAGAAUGGCGCCAGCUUAAAUGCCAUCAUGCCACUUUUACAAAAACUCGAAAGUGACAAAUUAUCUACCUCAUUGGAGAAAGCUACUGAAAAGGCUAUUAAAAAAAUUUUUGAUACUUAUAAGACUACUGAAGAACUUUUGGAUUACUCAAAAAAAACUAAUUAA